Frankliniella occidentalis (western flower thrips) is the source of this 1028-nucleotide messenger RNA. Its product is annotated as transient receptor potential-gamma protein-like. The transcript has 2 exons. Gene Ontology annotation, cellular component: cation channel complex; membrane. Gene Ontology annotation, molecular function: inositol 1,4,5 trisphosphate binding; store-operated calcium channel activity. Gene Ontology annotation, biological process: calcium ion transmembrane transport; manganese ion transport; regulation of cytosolic calcium ion concentration. The record is from RefSeq and is a predicted model, not a curated record. The annotation marks the transcript as partial. Lineage: Eukaryota; Metazoa; Arthropoda; Insecta; Thysanoptera; Thripidae.
AUCCCCUCUCCCCCCCCCCCUCCUCAUCUUCGCCCACGUCCUCUCCACCCGCGCUGUCGAUGCCGCCCUCGUCGCCCCCGCACUGAUUGGCGUUCAAGAAGUGGUGCCAAUCUUCCCGGCGCCCCCCAUGCUUGCUGAGACCUUUUUUAUUUCUUAAUCAUUCUUUUUUUAGCAAACUUGUAACGUCGAUUUUGCAAGGUUCGGGUUUUAUGUUCUUUUUUUAACUUCAAGUCAAGACAUUUUAUAUUAUAUAUUUUUUACUAUCAAGGCCAAAUCGAUAUCGUAUGUCCUUGCGACGCUCGAAGCAUAUUUAAUUUAAGAUUCAUAACAAUUUCGUUGGGGUACUUUUUUUUCUAUUGUUGUUAAGCAACGAAGGUGUAACAAUAAAGAAAAAAGCUGUAUGAUGCAAGGCACUUCCUGUCUACUUUCUACCAUCAACAGACUCGGCAAACCUUGCCUUCCCCACCACCACCGACUCGAAACACAAACACGACCGAUGGAAGACAUGGGCAACUACUCACCCGCACUGGUGUACACACAGGUCAACGAGGACCCUCACGACCAGAUGGCUGUGGGUCAGCGCGCGCCUCAACCGCCGCCUUGCUCUGACUGUACCAGGUGCGGCUGCGACGAGUGCGUCACCUCCCGCCAGGAGGACUCGCUCCGGCACUCGAGAUCCAGGAUCAACGCCUACCGCGCCCUCGCCUCCCCCUCCCUCAUCGCCCUCUCCUCCAAGGACCCCAUCCUCACGGCCUUCGAGCUGUCGUGGGAGCUGCGGAGGCUGUCCUUCCUCGAGCACGAGUUCAAGACCGAGUACCAGGAGCUGCGCAAGCAGUGCCAGGACUUCGCGACGGCGCUGCUCGACCACACGCGCUCCUCGUACGAGCUCGAGGUGCUGCUCAACCACGACCCCACCGGCCCCGCCUUCGAGCACGGCGAGCGCAUGCACCUCAACCGCCUCAAGCUCGCCAUCAAGCUCCGCCAGAAAAAGGUAAAGGCCCAGCCGCACCGCGGCGGCGGCCCCGGCA